Molecule: messenger RNA, 2068 nt
Organism: Dermacentor andersoni
Lineage: Eukaryota; Metazoa; Arthropoda; Arachnida; Ixodida; Ixodidae
Source: RefSeq, a predicted model, not a curated record
AUGUGAUCGAACUCUUCUUUUUAUUAUUGAUAAAGAAAUACUGGCGCGUGCGCUCGUAUAUUGAUGCCAUAACGCCGGACGGUCCAAUUUUCGACCCAUGAACCAUUUAAGGUUUUCGCCUUAAUAACGGCAUUUCAUGUGAACUGUUUUUAACAGGGAGGGGGGUUAUACUGCCUUGAUCAUUUGGUGGGAAGACAGCGCGGGUUAUCAGGACGCCUCUUCUAGCGUUAAAAUAUAAGCACUUUAGCGUCGAGGUAGUGGCGCACGCUAUCGUCUCUUUAUUUUUUUUUCAAGUGAGCUCUACGACUGUCUUCUAGUUUCCAAAUAGCCAAACGUUUCAUUUGUUCCCUUUCCUCAUCGGCACUGACUGCGCAUGCGCUAUGAUUUCACGUGAUUCUGUCACAAAAUAGACGCUAGUGCUCAGAAAGCACCGCAUCAGGCAUGGCUGAACAAAGUAACAGUGGACACACGCCUCCUGCGUUUACCUUCGGCGACGAAGCAACGCCGAGCACAAGCCAGGAUUUUUUCGAGGGCGCUUCGUACACAUCCGACUGUUGCACUACGCCUUACACAUGUCACUGAAAGCGGAAUCACCAGUUCCCCGCCUAUGGCGUCGAGCACCCGCGUCAAUCACACACAGCCCAGUACAAGGCGCGCUGGCAUGGAGGAAGCAUCGGCCAUUCCGGAAAACAUCGCAGGAAUUUCCGAAGACACCCGGGUUCACCAAGGUAACACCCAGUACCAACCGGGUGAAGGCACGUCCACCGUCUUCGCACCUCUGGAAUCAAGGCAUACAGACAAGACAGAAACCAGAACCGGCUUCACACUUCCGGUCUACAGCAGCAGCAGCAGUGGUGGUGGUGAUUACGCUGUGGCCUGUACGAGCCAAACUGGCACAAAGGAAGCAUUGGGCACUUGGGGAAGCGACGCCAGGAUUUGUGACGACUCCUUCGGAGACCUGUGGAACGCGUUGAACAGCCACAGCGAUGCCAGGGACGUCACGGGCCAUACACAUGUCACUGACAGCGGAAUCACCAAUUCCCCACCUAUGGUGUCCAGCACCAGCAUCAAUCACGCACAGCCCAGUACAAGCCGCGCUGGCAUGAAGGAAGCAUCGGCCAUUCUGGAAAACAUCGCUAGGAAUGCUCCUGGAACCGGAGGAAGGGAACAGCGAGAGUUGUGCGGUGCAUGUGGCAACGUUUCGAGCAGACGCGACGCCUUACACGGGCACGCCAAGGAACACGCGGAUGACGCAGCCCAAAUUUGUAAAGUAUGUCAUCAAUCGUCUGUGAAGAUUUCUAAAGUUGUAGAACAUUGCCGCAACCGUACUGGCAAAAAACACAAAUGUGAAACCUGCAGUAAAGAGUUCCACCGGGCUGAAGUCCUAACUCAACAUAACCGCACGCACACAAACGAGAGACCCCACAAAUGCCAAAUGUGUAAUAAAUCGUUCCGGCGGUCUAGUCAUCUAGAUGAGCAUAAGCGCACUCAUACAGACGAGAGACCCUACAAAUGCCAACUGUGUAAUAAAUCGUUCCGGCGGUCUAAUCAUCUAGAUAACCAUAAGCGCAAACACAGAGGUGAGAAACCCUACAUUUGCAAAACAUGCGGUAAAUCAUUCGCACAGUUGGCAACUCUCCGUACACAUGAAAACACUCAUGCAGAGGAGAAACGUCAUGUAUGCCAAAACUGUGCUAAAUCAUUCAAAAAUAAUUCUGCUCUCAAGAGACAUGUAGACUCUUAAUGUGGAAACAUCACUUUCGUUUGCGAAAUCUGUUAUUGUUCCUUUCAGACCCAUUCAAACUUUCUUCGUCACCGCCGAACAAAGCACGUGGGUAAAACGCCGUAUGAGUGUGCGCAGUGCGAAUGUCUUUUUACAGACAAAGAAACACCCGAUAGGCAUGUGUGCCAGAAGGAAUGCAAUAUGUAAACGAUGCCUUCUGGUUCUUCGUAAUUGCGCGACAAAAUACUGCAGGUCCUGGCCAGCGCUCACUGUUCCAUGAACUACGUUGUUGGUGAAUGUUGCGGUAUCAAACUGACUUCAAGACAAACCCUAAUGGGCUGCAGG